Molecule: messenger RNA, 2884 nt
Organism: Sinocyclocheilus grahami
Lineage: Eukaryota; Metazoa; Chordata; Actinopteri; Cypriniformes; Cyprinidae
Product: hepatocyte nuclear factor 6-like
Exons: 3
Coding region: 120-488 (122 amino acids)
Biological process (GO): regulation of transcription by RNA polymerase II
Cellular component (GO): nucleus
Molecular function (GO): RNA polymerase II cis-regulatory region sequence-specific DNA binding; DNA-binding transcription factor activity, RNA polymerase II-specific
Source: RefSeq, a predicted model, not a curated record
UCCCACAGGCCAUUUUCGCAGAGCGAGUUCUGUGCAGGUCUCAGGGCACUCUGUCAGACCUGCUUAGGAACCCCAAACCUUGGGGAAAACUCAAGUCUGGCCGCGAAACCUUCAAGAGGAUGUCCCGCUGGCUACAGGAGCCAGAGUUUCAGAGGAUGGCCUCGUUACGUUUGGAAGCUUGUAAGCGUAAGGAGCAGGAGCAAUCCAAGCUAGAACGCAACCAGGGGCCCAAGCGCACCCGGCUAGUCUUCACAGACCUGCAGCGUCGCACUCUUAUGGCCAUUUUCAGAGAGAACCACCGACCGACCAAAGACCUGCAGAUCACCAUUUCUCAGCAGCUUGGCCUUGAGCUUUCCACAGUAAGCAACUUCUUCAUGAACGCUCGCCGCAGAAACCUCAACCGCUGGACCGAAGAGGGCCGCCCAUCCUCCACUGGCUCAUCGGGGUCCAGCACUGCAUCUCCAGCUGUGACCUGCUCCACGGCGUGAUGGGAAAAUUAGCCGUUUUUCGCUCUGCACAGCACAGGUUUACCUGUAGCUCCUAGAGUUUGAGAUUUUUAAUCAAGGGUGUUUUUGUAUACAAUUCAACAGCAUAUGAAACCAAAGAUGAAGUCUGAUGUUCGCAAUGUCUAGAUGAGACAGGAUUUGAUUGUAGUUUUAGCAUUGAUUAUUUUAGCUUUAAUCGCAAAGGAUUGGCCCGACACAUCAGGGCUUAUGAAAUCACUCACUAAUCAACAUAUUGAGGGUUAUGAAAAGCUACUGAAUAGAUAUUGAAUCUAUUCAUUUUGUUAUUCAUUACAGUGUCUAAAAUCAGUGCAAAUGUUUCUAUUUUUUCUUUGUUGAUCAUGACCGUCAAAAUGAUAUUUUUAGAGUUCUCGAAAGAGAGAGAGAUGAUUUUGCAACAAAUGGAAAAGGAAUGACCAAAGAAACAAACAAGGAUGCAAAUGAAUCUUUCAGAGAUUCUUUUAAAGGGGAAAAACUACUGGAUAAAGAAGCUGAAACCAAAAUAUGAAAAUUUUUUAGGAGCUUGUUUUCUUUUUAUACACCUUCGUGACAAAAAGCUAGGCCUCAUAGUCCAAAAAAGGCAUCUGCUGUGUGACAACUAAAGUCUCAGCACAGGACUGGAGUUGUAUCCUCUCAGACAAUAUGAGGAGGAACUCAGCUAUGACUCUUUUUGCAACAGACUUUUAACUUGUUGGUGAGUUUCUGCUGACAGAAUGGCUGUGAAGAGGAAUCCAGGAUGCUCUUGCAUACUUUCCAUCUGAUUUCAAAUGAUUCCUUAGAUGUCACACUGAGGAUGGAGAAAUCCAUUCAUUUUUUGUAAAAAUUUCAAGCACACAAUCUGGCCGAUGGCUGUUCGUACCGGAAAAAGCUCAAAAUCUCGAAGAACCUGAUGAAAAAUACUCACAAAAAGCUUGAAUUGAACAGGAACUGAGAACCACUUUAUGUAUUUAUAAUUAUUUAUGUAUUUAUUUCCAAUCUUCUAGCUAUUUAUUUUAUUUAUUUGCUAGUUACCAUCAGUAUUUAUUUCACAGAGUGUUGUUUGUGUGUAAAAAAUGGCCCCUAUCUCUGAUAGGAGUCCCAAUACCAAAGAUGAAUAUUUGUCCUCCCUGAAUGUCCAACGUUUCUCAUCUCCUGAACGCUGUGUUAGUAUUUCGAUAUCCAAGCUAGCGUACCCAUCCAUGUUCAUCGUUCAAAUGUGCUGCAUGUCUAGACCCUUUAGGCUGCAGCCUGACCGAACAAAUAGCGUCUCAGCGUGAUCGUAAAACAGCACACAAGUAGCUGUGAAGUCGAGAUGAUUCUAUAUUUAGGCUGUUGAACUGUGAUCUCCUCACUGCAGUCCACAUUUACUGUACGAUGAUUGUACGUGCUGUGCCGUGGUCUCUCGGGUUGGGCCGUCUAGGGAGAGAUCGUCCCUUUUUCAAUGCUCUUUCACGUUCCCCCGUGUUUAACCUUUGCAGGGCAUGUAGUGAGGCCCCUUCACAGCACACUCUUGAAAGAGGGCCCAUGAAAGAGGCCAUCGACUUUUGCCGACUUCAAAGAGGCCCUUUUUAUCUGUGUCCUCUCAGCGGCGGGGGCCGGAGCUCUGCACUCGGUAGGGCCCAUGGGCUUAGGGCGUUCACGGGGAGGGGUGGCAGAUCAGAGGCUAGCAGCAUUACCGAAUCACGGUGAGGAAGGGGAGGGGAGGGGUGGUGAAUGGGAGUUUGGGGAUGUGAAUUAAAGUUUAAUGAGCGACAAUUGUAAGCGUGCUGCGCGAGGGGCAAAGGGUGUCGGCGUGUGUGCGUCUCAACUCUCCAGGUCACCCUGUUGCAGCACUGGUGGUUAGCCGGGCCUCUCUUUUUGUAGAGAUGUAAUGAUUUAGGUUAUAAUAAUUUGCAAACUUACGCGGUAGAUGGUUAGAGAUCACUCGACGACCUGUAGCGUCCCGAAGAUCAACUUUAGCAGAUCAUGGCAGACGCGUCUAACGUAAUUUAGUAUUUGGCGCCUCCCAGUGGACAUUUUAUUCACACGCUUACUGAGAGGAACAUAAAUCACGCCAUAUUCUCGUAGUGUUUAACAUCUUCAGAUACAUUUGAAAGAGUUGCUACAAUGUGUAAAUCGUAGGUGAUAUUUCCAUUUCGCCGUCCCGCUGAGGGGAACCCGUUUGGCCAUUUUUGUUCUAGCCUUCCCGACAGCUCUAAUUUCAUCUACCUCAACUGUGUGUGAUGUGUCGUGUAGCUGAGAUGUAACUGUACCAAAGAUCCCAUCCAUUCAGGGAGCGUCUGUGCGUUACUAUAGCCAAAUGUGCUGGAAUCAAUCCGUGAACACAACUAAAUCACAGCCCUACCUGCAGGCAGAGAGAACCUUGUUUGAGUGUGUGUGUGUGUGUGUGUGAAAUGAAAUUA